GUACUGCUUUUCUUUGACGGCCCUUCACUCAGUGGCUUUCUUCUCCCUCCCAUUCGCAGACCAAUCCAGACUCCUUCCCCACCCAACCCCACCCGACCCUUCAACCCUCACUUAUGCCUGGCUCGUUUUCCUCGGAGAUCUAGGUCACCAGUCUCAUCAAUCAACAGUACCCGUGACAACGUAGAGCUUUAUCCCGUGCCAUAAUCGCUUUCGCCAUGGAGCCGCAGCGCGCUUUCACGUUCUUAAUAGCAUUCCUCUUACCGUGCCUCGUUGUCGCGACUGCCGUAGAUGUCUCUAAGAAGCUGUACGCCGGCCAGGAAGGUUCCGCCUUCGGCGCUUGCCCUAGUUUCGGCUGCAAGCCCGGAGCACACGUUAGCGGAAUGUUCACUGAUAGCGAUUCGGAGGAUAUCGAGUACAUGUUUAAAUACUCCAUGCCGUUUAUGUUCAACGACACGGAUUCCCCAGCGUGGGAUCCGCUAUUGACAGACCCGUUUUACGACUGCUGGAAGGUGUGCAGCGAUUACAACAAAGAGAACCCCAGCGACGCUGUGACGUACUGGCAGUACGAGGAGACGUGCGACAUAGGAGGUGUAUGCGCAUGCUUCGAUGAGGGCGUGUGUACACUAGAACACUUCAAUCCCGAUGGCACGAUUGACGUGUUCACUGAUUCCACGGGCGAUUACCACCCAGAGUCGCGAUUCUACGUCGGCAAGAUUUGCGACAGCAAUGUUACCGGCGACCCUCAUUUCGUCGGCGCGGACAAGUCUCGCUUCGACUUCAGCGGCAUCCCCAACGAAAACUUCGCGCUGAUUACGGAUUCGCACGUUCAAGUGAACGCGUUUUUUGGUGGUCGCUGGGCUCGCUGGAUGGACAGCGAGCGAAAGGCGCUGACGUGGAUGCGAAAGAUUGCGAUCCUUUGGGGCCACCACUCGAUUAUUUUCGAGGCUCGCGAAGGCCCAGACCCCAAAUAUCGCAAGGGUUACCUCUCUUCGCUAAUCGUCGACGGUGUGGUGAAGAAGCUGCGAUUCCCAGGCGAAAAGCUGCACCUGUUUGACGGGCAAGGCGAAGUGAAGUGGCUUGCCGGUGCGAAACCCUCGGGUGGUGAUCUGGUUGACGAAUACGAAGUUACUGUCGCAGAUGUCCUUUCGUUACGGCUGACCCUUCGUCCAGAAAUCGAGAUGAUGCGAACGAUUGAAGACGGGCUGGUACACUUCACGGUGGAAGUCCUGAGCGCCAGGCUGUCGGCUAACGUCCACGGCGUGCUUGGCCAAACUUACCGGCCAGACUUCGCCGGCCGACUGGAGAAGCAGACCAUGGUGUACAGCAAGCUCUUUAACGCGUACGUCGUCCCUGGCGACAACGCUGAGGGUUUCAUCGACGGCACUGUAGAGGACUACCAAGUCUCGUCAUUGCUCCACACGGAUUGCGACCUAUGCCGAUUCAUCCGCGCUCGCUCAUUGGACGACGAAACAGCACGGGCAGUCGAACUCAGUACGACUGUAGCCUCUUCAUUCACGGCUCUUGGUAGAAGAGCUGCAAAUUAGGCAAGUGGUGCCUAAGUUCAGCUGAUCGUAUUUUUUAGAGCUAUGAAUACGCCAUGAGAACAUUUACAUUAAUACAUGUAAACGAUCAUAACGUUCGUUGUUUUAACCUGUUGUACCAGAAAGUGUAUU
Molecule: messenger RNA, 1673 nt
Organism: Closterium sp. NIES-67
Lineage: Eukaryota; Viridiplantae; Streptophyta; Zygnematophyceae; Desmidiales; Closteriaceae
Source: the annotation of a GenBank genome assembly